AUGUGCAUUUGUAAGGUCUGUGGAAAGAAGGCAGAUAAAUCGGUUGUGGAAAACUGGGUGCAGUGUGAUGAAUGUGAACUUUGGUUUCACUUCGCAUGCGCUGGUGUAGACGAAAGUGUGCAGCAUCGUGAUUGGAGUUGUGCUUCCUGUGUUAAGGAAACUAACAUCACAGGACCAGGGCAUACAAGCACAAUGCAGCAGACAAAUGCAUCGGCUGAUUCAUCAUCAGAAGGGACACAAUCUGAACCAGUUGUACAGCAAUGUGCGCUAUCAAUUGACAUCGUCCUUCAAGACAACUUACUACAGGUGGGCGAACAUCUCCCAUCGCAAGGUCGAUCGAGCGAGGGCAAUCGUCAACAUCAACUUAUGAUGGCUAUGCUUGAAGAGAAACGGGCUGCAGAGGAGCGCUUCAUAGAGCAAAAGUAUCAGCUCCUUGCUCAAAUGAACACUGCCGGCACAUCCGUGCCAAUUACCCAGUUUACAGCCAGCUCUGCACCUUCCCCUUCGCAAAUAGCAGCCAGGCAAGCCAUACCGAAAGAGUUGCCAAUCUUUAGCGGCGACCCGGAAGAAUGGCCGAUGUUCAUCAGUACGUUUGAGCACAGUACAUCUAUAGCAGGGUUUUCGAAUGUGGAAAACAUGUUGCGUUUACAGCGGUGUCUUAAAGGUAAGGCACGUGAAUUGGUCAAGGACAAGUUGCUCCUUCCAACGAUGGUUCCUGAUGUUCUCAACACGCUUAAGAUGUUUUUUGGCAGGCCUGAGCACAUUCUGGAAAGAAUGAUUACGAAGGCGAGAAAGAUACCUCCUCCGAAAGAAAGGCUUGAGUCGCUCAUAGAAUUCGCACUAGCUGUUCGUAACAUCUGUGCAACGAUGCAAACCUGUAAGCUCGAGCAACACUUGAACAACCCAAUGCUGGUGAAAGAGCUGGUUGAUAAGUUACCUAAUCAGCACAAGCUCGCUUGGGCGAUGUACCCACGCGAUGGUUCACCAUCUAUCCAGCAAUUCAGCGACUGGCUAUAUCGUAUAGCCGAAGCAGCAUCGACCGUAGUAUCACCUGCUGUCAUCUACAAAACAAGCUCCGUGAACACCCACAGCAGCAGCAAUAGUGUACAGACAAGAAAUGACAUACGACGUGGCCAGAACUGCUCGCAUGCAGAGAACCGCUCUCUGCUCCAGUCAAAGCAGUAUACAGUGAAAUGCGUCGCGUGUGGUACGACUGAUCACUACGUCGCACUGUGUCCAACCUUCAGGGACUUGUCAGCAAACGAGAGGUGGCAGAUGGUAAAAAAGGAGAAAGCUUGUUAUCGUUGUCUGAAGUCUCACCGCAAGGGCUGUUUCUCUAAAAAGACUUGUGGCGUAAACGGCUGUUCAAAGAAGCAUCACCCACUGCUGCAUAGCGAGGGUAACGAAGGCACAAAUAAGCUAGAGAACGAUCAGGCCGUGGUAAGCACGCAUCAUGCUGAUAACACCAGCAGUCAGUACUUUCGCAUGAUACCAGUGCAGCUUCAUGCAGCAGGUAAGACAAUUAACAUUUUUGCGUUUUUGGACGAAGGGUCGUCUAUGACACUCAUUGAUGGGUCAACAUUCAAAAAACUUGGCAUAAAGGGGGUACCGUCACCAAUAUGUCUACAAUGGACGAGCGAAACUACUCGUAACGAGAGCACAUCGGUGCGAGCGUCAGUCCAAAUAUCCGCACCAGACUCCAAUAAACUGUUUUGGCUGAACAAUGUGCAUACCGUUCAGAAUCUGGCUUUACCAAAACAGUCUAUGAAAGCUAGCGAGUUACGAAGCAGCUAUCCCUAUUUAAGGGAUAUACCUUUGCCUUCGUAUGAUGACAUCCAACCAACGUUGCUCAUAGGAGCAGACAAUUGGAAAAUUGCAGUUCCACGCAGAAUACGCGAAGGUAAGCGGCAUGAGCCGAUCGCUUCCAAGUGCUUGUUGGGAUGGAGCAUCCAAGGUACGUCGACUGCAGCAACCUACGUGACAAUGCAUCACUGCGAAUGCACAUGGCAAGAGUUACACGACAUCGUUAAAGAGAGCUUCAGCUUGGAGUCAGUGAAACUACAAAACUUACAAUCAAACGAUGACAAGCGGGCUAUUGAGAUUCUCGAUCGAACGUGCAUUAAAGUAGACGGACGAUUCGAAGUCGGACUGCUAUGGCGCGACGAGGACUACAGUCUACCUGAAAGCUAUAACAACGCGGUUAGUCGUCUCAACUGUUUAAAAAAUAAGAUUAAACGUGAACCCGAAUUAUACGACAAAAUCGAUAACCAAAUCCGCAAUUUAAUACAAAAGAAUUAUGCAGUUGAACUCUUAAAGACCGAUAUGGCGAUCAACAACAAGCAUAUCUGGUAUCUACCGAUCUUUAUAGCAAAAAAUCCCAACAAGCCGAACAAGGUAAGACUUGUGUGGGAUGCGGCAGCGAAGUCUCACGGUUCAGAGUUGGGGAACAUCGCCGAGAUGUUCCACAGAAUCAACAUUCGCAAAGAAGAUAUGCAUGCGCAACGCUUCUUAUGGUAUGACCAAAUCAGUGGGCAAACGAAGGCAUAUGUAAUGUGUGCGAUGACCUUCGGAAUAAACUGCGGUCCAUGUAUUGCGCACUACGUCCGGAAUAAAAAUGUCGAACAAAAACGUCAGAAAUAUCCCAGUGCAUAUGAGGCCAUUCAAAAUGCGCACUAUGUGGACGAUUACAUCGACAGCGCCGAAAACGAAGAAGCAGCAUUCGCAGUAGCAGAUGAAGUUCGAAGUGUUCAUCGAGUCGGUGGAUUUGAGAUCCGAAAUUGGGCAUCGAAUUCUCCCAAUGUCCUCAGACAGCUAUCAAAUAUUGACCCAGCAGUGCAAAGUCCCGUCCAGUUCUCAGAGACCGAAAAGGUGCUGG
Molecule: messenger RNA, 2875 nt
Organism: Rhagoletis pomonella (apple maggot)
Lineage: Eukaryota; Metazoa; Arthropoda; Insecta; Diptera; Tephritidae
Exons: 2
Source: RefSeq, a predicted model, not a curated record